UGUUCUUUGGAUAAUGAAUACUGAUAGUGAUAAGUUUCAAACCGAUAAAUACUUGACAAAUGAGUAGUCUCUCUUUUACCUUAUACAUACACACUGACUGCGAGUUCCAAAUUCUGACCUAUUUUCAAUUUGUUUAUGUGUACUAAGCUUAAAUAUUAAAUCUAUACUAUGUCUACUGUAUCAUUCAUUAAAUCAACAAAAGGCAAAGUUAUACUUGCUACAGUAGCGGCUUUACAUCUGGCAAUUUACGUAGUGAAACCAUCUUAUUUCAAGGGCAAUGAAGAUAAGAAAGGUUACGAAGCGCCACCUAAAUAUCUGCCAUAGAACAGUACGACCUUGGUAAAGAUCUGAACCCGGAAAUUAUUCGCACACAAAAAACAAAUACAUUCAACUGAUUCAUGAUUUAUAAAACAGCCGCAGUUUCCGUAGCUAGUCUGCUUCGUAAAGGUUUGUCAAGUAACAUCACAAGAACAAUGAGUUCAGGAAGAUAUAAAGUAUAUAUUACUCGCUCUGAUAUGCCUGAAUGUGGGGUUGAUUUGCUUAAAAAACAAUGUGAAGUUAAAAUGUGGAGCAAAGCAUCUCCCAUUCCACUCGAUGAGUUUAAGAAGUCAAUAUGUGGUGUUAAUGCUAUUUAUUGCUCUCUUACUGAUAAAAUAAACAAAGAGAUUCUCGAUGCUGCUGGAUCGGAGUUAAAAGUUGUAGCAACAAUAUCUGUUGGUUAUGACCACAUUGAUGUUGCAGAGUGUAGGAAACGGGGUAUUAGGAUUGGAUACACACCAGAUGUAUUAACAGAUGCCACCGCGGAACUUACAAUGGCUCUGUUAUUGUCCACAUCCAGACGUCUUCCAGAAGCACAACAUGAAGCUAAAACUGGAGGUUGGGUAUCUUGGGCGCCUACAUGGAUGACAGGACCUGGCCUAGCUGGAUCUACUGUUGGCAUUGUAGGAUUGGGCAGAAUAGGCCAAGCUAUUGCGAAACGCAUUAAGUCAUUCAAUCCCUCUAAGAUUCUCUACUUCAACCGAAGUGAAAAACAAGAAGCAAAGGAAUUUGGUGCUAUGAAAGUGAGCUUUGAUGAACUUUUGCGCAGUGAUUUUGUCAUAUGUUCUACUGCAUUAGUACCAGAGACAAAGGAGAUGUUCAAUAAAAGUGCAUUUGAAAAAAUGAAACGUACAGCCAUUUUUAUAAAUACAAGUCGAGGUGGCACUGUUGAUCAGAAUGCUUUGAUUGAAGCACUUCAGAACAAUACAAUAAGAGCAGCCGGCUUGGACGUUACCACUCCAGAACCUUUACCAUUAGACAGUCCAUUAUUUAAACUAAAGAAUUGUGUUGUCUUACCUCAUAUUGGUAGUGCUACCAUAGAAACUAGGAACACUAUGAGUGAAUUAAGCGCUAAGAACAUACUAGCUGCUUUGAAUGGUGUUGACAUGCCUGCUGAAUUAAAGUAACAGUGCUAAUUAUGGGUUUUGACUAGUAUAAUAUAUUUUUUGUGGAUUUUACCAUAAUUAUUUGAUAAUAAUAUAUAAUAUUAAAGUUGA
Molecule: messenger RNA, 1535 nt
Organism: Vanessa tameamea
Lineage: Eukaryota; Metazoa; Arthropoda; Insecta; Lepidoptera; Nymphalidae
Product: glyoxylate reductase/hydroxypyruvate reductase
Cellular component (GO): cytosol
Molecular function (GO): hydroxypyruvate reductase (NADH) activity; glyoxylate reductase (NADPH) activity; hydroxypyruvate reductase [NAD(P)H] activity
Source: RefSeq, a predicted model, not a curated record